AUGGCCCGUACCAAACAGACCGCCCGUAAAUCCACCGGAGGGAAGGCCCCCAGGAAGCAGCUGGCCACUAAGGCAGCGAGGAAGAGCGCGCCCUCUACCGGAGGGGUGAAGAAGCCUCACCGUUACAGGCCGGGUACCGUGGCUCUCCGUGAAAUCAGGCGUUACCAGAAGUCCACUGAGUUGCUGAUUCGCAAGCUUCCUUUCCAGCGUUUGGUUCGUGAAAUCGCUCAGGACUUCAAAACAGAUUUGCGCUUCCAGAGCGCUGCUAUUGGUGCUUUGCAGGAGGCUAGUGAAGCCUACCUGGUCGGACUGUUUGAGGACACCAACUUGUGUGCUAUCCACGCCAAACGUGUCACAAUUAUGCCAAAAGACAUCCAGCUAGCACGCCGCAUCCGUGGAGAGCGUGCUUAA
Molecule: messenger RNA, 411 nt
Organism: Staurois parvus
Lineage: Eukaryota; Metazoa; Chordata; Amphibia; Anura; Ranidae
Source: the annotation of a GenBank genome assembly